This is a messenger RNA of Helicoverpa armigera (cotton bollworm), 1920 nucleotides long. Its product is annotated as beta-1,4-galactosyltransferase 4-like. The record is from RefSeq and is a predicted model, not a curated record. The transcript has 9 exons. NCBI's taxonomy places the organism in Eukaryota, Metazoa, Arthropoda, Insecta, Lepidoptera, Noctuidae. Bases 226 to 1578 code for a protein of 450 amino acids. Gene Ontology annotation, biological process: glycosphingolipid biosynthetic process; carbohydrate metabolic process. Gene Ontology annotation, molecular function: N-acetyl-beta-glucosaminyl-derivative 4-beta-N-acetylgalactosaminyltransferase activity; galactosyltransferase activity. Gene Ontology annotation, cellular component: Golgi apparatus.
UUUAUGUUAUUUACAUUUAUUGUGUAACUAAAUUCCUCAUUAUUAAAUGAGAAUCAUGAUAAACGAAUUGGGCGUACAGCAUCAGUCAUACAGCCAAUAAACAGCUUCCAAACUUUACUGAAAAUAUAUGACUGCUUACUCUUGAAAGAUUACUUCUUUGUUAUAUUACAUCUCAAAAAUGUAUAUUUCGGUACGUGUGCUUGUGUGAAAAAAAUAUUUUAAAGGAUGAAAAUGUGUUUAAUCAGGAAAAUCACUUACAAGCAAUGGCUUCAAGCGUUGGCCUUGUUUUUCGUCGUUCAAUGUUACAUAAACCUAAUAUCCUACUUAAUGUAUAACAAUUACAAAAGAAAAUAUGCAAAGUAUAACCACGAAGCUGAUGAUACCUUCAGGAAUUUCAUAAAGUUCUGUGCCAAUAUUACAGUAAAAACUGCCCCUGGUCUGCCUCGCAAAGACUGUUAUUAUGAAUAUCCGUUGAUAAACUCGACAAAUGUCUCAAUGAAUUACGAAAAUGGCUUCAACUCGUCAUAUUACUGGUUUAUAGCGAUGAAACCCUAUUUCAAGAACAUAGGAGAUGACCGAGCUCCUAAACACACAAACGAUACACCCUUCUGUCACGUGAACCUGUCCAAACUACGUCCAAUUGAAGUAGAAAAAGUGGUAAUAGAUCUAGAAUGGGUAGAGAAGCUAAAUCCUUACGUGAAGCCUGGAGGGAGUUAUACGCCUAAGCAUUGCCGCCCCAUCAACAGAGUCGCCAUUAUAGUGCCUUAUCGAAAUCGGAAAAUUAAUCUUAUUAUCUUCCUGCGCUACAUACAUCCGUUGUUGAAGAAACAAGGGUUACACUAUAGAAUAUUUGUCAUUGAACAAUAUGGCACUGAGAAGUUCAACAAAGGCAGCCUAUACAACAUCGCGUUCCUGGAGACGCAGCGGUUCGGCUCGUGGGACUGCCUGGUGUUCCACGACGUGGAUCUCAUCCCGGAGCACGAAGGCAUCCCCUACUCCUGUAACCAACACCCCACACAUAUGUCACCUGCAGUCGAAAUGUUUGAAUACAAACUUCCAUACGACACUUUGUUCGGUGGUGUGACGUCGCUCACUCCUGCGCAGUACGAGACAGUCAACGGGUACUCCAACUGCUACUGGAACUGGGGUGGAGAAGACGACGAUAUGCAACGAAGGUUACAAUCAAAAAACUUCACAAUAUCGAGGUAUAACAGUACUAUGGCCCGAUAUGCUACGCUGCCUCAUUUUUGGAAUGAUAUUGGAAAGGAACGAUAUCUUUUCCUAAUGCUAACGAGACUCCUAUACAUAAAGGAAGGUUUAGUGACCACGAAAUACAGGCUGAUAAAAGUGACGGAAGAAAAACUAUUCACCCACAUCCUAGCUGACGUAAACCCGACGAAACUUAAACUGGACACGAAGAGUCUGAUGAACCAUAUCGUUCGUCUUCAUGGGAAGAGCUUGGAGUAUGGCAGACAGGAGCUGCAAUUGAGGUCCAUCUCAGCUAAGGCCCUCCAUGAAUAUUUGGAAUGGGAACGCCAUAGACAUAUCCAGCUAUCUGAUCUUAAAGGCCUGAUCUGACUUGAAGACGUCGUAUGUGAUUCAGAAACUAAUUAGUCAAGUGAAUUAGCAUUCAGGAGGUUAAAAAUUUUGAGAAUGCUGAUUUGAAAGAAGUUUUCCUUUUCACUGAAGUUAAUCCUAAUAAAUAAAUUAGUUGGGAACUAGGACUUCUGGUGUAGUCGAUUGGAAUAAGGCUUCUAAUCUGACUCAUUUUGCACUCCUUUGUUAUAUAAAUUGUGAUGAAUGAUGGAGAUGUAGACAAAAUCUCUCCGUAUACUAAUAUAUUUUUGUUUUUUCUGUGCCGAGUAUAAAAAUAUAAUAUUUAUAUUAAUAUUUCCAAUUAACAAGUGCUUAAUAAAAGUU